Strigops habroptila (Kakapo) is the source of this 1002-nucleotide messenger RNA. RefSeq names its product sphingosine 1-phosphate receptor 5-like. Gene Ontology annotation, biological process: G protein-coupled receptor signaling pathway. Gene Ontology annotation, molecular function: sphingosine-1-phosphate receptor activity. Bases 166 to 1002 code for a protein of 278 amino acids. The record is from RefSeq and is a predicted model, not a curated record. The transcript has a single exon. NCBI's taxonomy places the organism in Eukaryota, Metazoa, Chordata, Aves, Psittaciformes, Psittacidae. Gene Ontology annotation, cellular component: membrane.
GUCCUCGCCCUUCACUACAACUACACGGGGAAGCUCCACAGCGGCCGCUACCGCAGCGCGCUGCGCCCCGAGACCCUCCUCUUCCUCCUGGGCUGCGCCUUCAUCGUGCUCGAGAACCUGGUGGUGCUCGUCACCAUCUGGAGGACCAAGAAGCUCCAUUCCCCCAUGUUCUACCUCCUGGGCAACCUCACCCUGUCCGACCUCUUGGCCGGCAUCGCCUACACGGCCAACAUCGUGCUCUCGGGCUCCACCACGCUGCGCCUCACGCCGGCGCUCUGGUUCCUGCGGGAAGGAGGGGUGUUCCUCACGCUCUCCGCCUCGGUGCUCAGCCUCCUGGCCAUCGCCGUGGAGCGCCACCUCACCAUGGCCCGGCUGCGGGUAGCGCAGCCCGAGCAGCGCACCCGCAUGUGGGCGCUGGUGGCGGCCAGUUGGGGCGCGGCGGUUGCGCUCUCGGCUCUCCCCGCCCUGGGCUGGAACUGCCUCGGGGACCUCCCCGCUUGCUCCACGGUGCUCCCGCUCUAUUCCAAGCGCUACGUGUCCUUCUGCGUCGCCGUGUUCCUCGGCAUCCUCUUGGCCAUCGUGGUGCUCUACGCGCGGCUGUACCGCGCGGUGCGGCGCGCAGCCAACCUGCGCCCCGCGCACGCCGCGCCCGCGCUGCUCAAGACGGUGGCGGUGGUGGUGGGCACCUUCAUCGCCUGUUGGUCGCCCCUCUUCCUCCUCCUGCUGCUGGACGCCUGGUGCUGCCCCCGGGCUUGCGCCGUGCUCUAUCACGCCGAUUACUUCUUGGGUUUGGCCAUGGCCAACUCGCUGCUCAACCCGCUCAUCUACACCGGCACCAGCCGCGAGCUCUGCCGAGCCGUGGCGCGGCUGCUGCGCGGCGCCGGCGGCUGCUGCCGCCGCCGCGGGGACGAGCGGGGCCAGAGGGACACGCAGGGGCAGGGAGCGGGGACGAGGGGGAGCGGGAGCCGGUCCGGGAGGGGAGGGGAGGCGGUGCAGGGGUGA